AUGCACGGGAAAAAGGAGCAAGAAGAAUACAUAAGGAAAGGACCAUGGAAAGCAGAAGAAGAUGAGAUGCUACUGAACCAUGUGAAGAAGUAUGGUCCCAGAGAUUGGAGCUCCAUUCGAUCCAAAGGUCUUCUUCAAAGGACUGGCAAGUCGUGUCGUCUUCGUUGGGUCAAUAAGCUUCGACCAAACCUCAAGAAUGGUUGCAAGUUUUCACUUGAGGAAGAGAGGGUUGUAAUAGAGUUGCAGGCACAAUUAGGGAACAGGUGGGCUAAGAUUGCAUCCUAUUUGCCAGGGAGAACAGACAAUGAUGUCAAAAAUUUCUGGAGCAGUAGGCAAAAGAGGUUGGCUAGGAUUCUGCAAACAUCAGCAACUCCUAAAUCGCAGAAAAAUAAAACUAGAGUUCCUUCCCUUCAUGAUGUUCCAAUUUUGCAGCCUCCUAAGUUCAGUUCACCAUCAGAGGGAGAACCAUCAUCAAAGCCUCAGUCAUGCUCACUGCCCUACAUUGAUAAUUCUGAGGUUAUCAAAAUGGUGUCUUUGCCAGAUCUCAUAAAGUCUGAGUUGCCUAGUUCUGACACAAUCCAUGUUGAACAAGAGUUUACCCUUUUUGAGAACUACAAAAGCACUGAACAGAUUGCAUUUCCUCAGAUUCCAGAACUCCAAAAUGGCCUCACAUUCUCAAUGGAAAACCAAGAUCUCUUGCCCACAAUUGAUGAGCCAUGUUUCAUUGAAGAAUUGUGUCCUCUUGAUGCAUCUGAGUUUGGAAUAGGUCCACAACACCCCAUUGGGUUCCCUUUCUUUCAGCCACCAGGAAGUUGCAGAUUAGGAACAGGGGAUGCAAUUGAUAACUCCAAAAUCAGUGACAGCUUCUUCGAUGAUUUCCCUGUGGACAUGUUUGAUCACAUGGACCCACCUGCAAGCCCUUCAAACCUCUGACUUUUGUUAUCAUUGUCGUUUACUCCUUGUGUUGUUGUGUGUUGCAGUCUUGUAAUUGUAGACCAAAAAUUGUCAUACUUAGAAUUUUGCCAUUCAUUGAUACUGAUGUCAUUUGUAGGAUAACCAAAAACAGACAUUUG
Messenger RNA from Glycine soja, 1073 nucleotides. Its product is annotated as transcription factor DUO1. The transcript is spliced from 3 exons. Lineage: Eukaryota; Viridiplantae; Streptophyta; Magnoliopsida; Fabales; Fabaceae. The coding region runs from base 1 to 933 and encodes 310 amino acids. The record is from RefSeq and is a predicted model, not a curated record.